AUGGAUAAAACCAACGCAGAGUGGGCGAAGGACAUUCCGUGCAAAAACAUUACGAUCUACGGGUUUUGCAAGUACGAAAAUGACGGGUGCAUCUUCAAUCAUGGGAAUGAGUCCAGCAGCAGCAACAGUGCAAGCAAUCGACCGGCGCUGAACAGCAGUCUUAGCAGUAAGUUCAAUGCUAAAACUGCUCCGUCUUUCACACCUUCCAAGGCUCUGAACGCGAAAAACAGCUCGUCAACUGCCAUCAAAGCUGAAAAAGUAGCCAAAGCACUGCAAUCGGUAGCGGACCAACAACCAGCUGUUUCGUCACCUCUGGCCACUCAGUCUGCGCCGAUUUCGUCCUCAUUCAACCCGUACGCGGCCAAUUUCACACCAGUGGGUUCUGCUGGCACAGCUGAUACGUCCUCCUCACCACCGUCAGCACCUUCGGCUGGACACACAGGUUUCAAUCCUUAUUCCGCAUCAGGUGGACUUCUAACGCCAGCUGACGAACUCAAUCCCAUGCACUCUUCGGUUGGCUUCACAUCAGGUUCCCCUGGGCCCUUCACACAGGAAUCAUCCAAUAGGCACACAAACUUUCCCUCCAUAUAUCCUCCCAGUCAUUCUAUUCUGCAAUACCAUCUGUAUGCUCCCGAUCCAGCGUUGCAUCUCAAACUACCGUUAAAGGCGAACGAAAGGUCGCCUGAAAUGCUUUUCAUCCCGAACGACAUCCGUGAAGAGAUGCUGAAAAAAAACCAAGCUUCUCUUCAAGUUUUUCCCUCUGGUGGAAAUUUGCCGGAGAUUGUCGGCGACUAUUUUGGCCUGGUACCCUUAGAGUUUCAUAAUAGAGUUACCAACAAAGACAGAUAUCAAGGGCAUCAGAAUUCUCUCUACAAAGUGUUUUCGAAUUUUGAUGGCAAAAUUUACAUCAUGCGCCGAAUCCAUGACGUCAAGAUUACUGAGACCGCACAAAUUUCGCAACCUUUUCAAAGAUGGAAAAACCUUGUGAAUCCUAGCGUGGUUGAAGUACGCGAUGUUUUCAUAACGCGCGCCUUUAAUGAUGCAUCGCUGUGCGUUGUGCACGACUAUUUCCCACAAUCUAACUCGCUUUAUGAAACGCAUUUCAUAAGCUAUAAUCCGGUGCCAAUAGCUCAGGAGUUGUUGUGGUCAUACCUGGUUCAACUUUGCAGUGCAUUACAGGCUGCGCAUUCGUCAAAUCUCGCCUUUAAUAACAUCUGUCUUGACAAAGUAAUAGUUACAGGCAAUCCGGGGCGUAUCAAAAUUGGAGACUCGUGUGUACACGAUGUCUUGCAUUUCCAGGAAGAUGUCGACGUCACACAGCAACAGCAAAAGGAUUUCGCAGAUAUUGGAUUAAUGCUGCGAGAUCUGAGUGCCAAGAUAGUUGGAUCCGGUCAGGAUGUGAACAAUGUUGAGACCCUGGCUAUAGAUGAAGAUUUUCGCUUGGUGUUGCAAUAUCUGCUCGAUUCAAAUAACGCGGAACCAAAAUCGCUGGCAAAAUUGCUUCCUAUGUUUGCGCACAAAAUACUUUCAGUAACAAGUGCUCUCCAGACUUAUGCGGAGUACUCUGAAUCGAUAUUGGCGCGUGAGCUCGAAAAUGCACGUCUCUUCAGACUUAUGUGCAAGCUAAAUUUCAUUUUUGGUCGCACAGAAUCUCGCAUCGACAUCAACUGGUCAGAAGCCGGAGAAAGAUUCCCGAUAGUUCUGUUUUAUGAUUACGUUUUCCAUCAAACAAAUGAGUCAGGGAAACCUGUUAUGGAUCUCACUCAUGUUCUUCGGUGCCUCAAUAGGCUAGAUGCUGGGACCAGUGAGAGGAUCAUGCUUGUGACCCCAGACGAGAUGAAUUGCAUUAUAAUCAGUUACAAGGAGCUCAAAGAUCUAAUAGACUCGACAUUUCGAGCAAUGUCUCAAUGA
Messenger RNA from Lachancea sp. 'fantastica', 1911 nucleotides. Lineage: Eukaryota; Fungi; Ascomycota; Saccharomycetes; Saccharomycetales; Saccharomycetaceae. The record is from the annotation of a GenBank genome assembly.